Messenger RNA from Salarias fasciatus (jewelled blenny), 927 nucleotides. RefSeq names its product odorant receptor 131-2-like. The record is from RefSeq and is a predicted model, not a curated record. Gene Ontology annotation, molecular function: odorant binding; G protein-coupled receptor activity; olfactory receptor activity. Gene Ontology annotation, cellular component: membrane. The transcript has 2 exons. Bases 1 to 927 code for a protein of 308 amino acids. Gene Ontology annotation, biological process: G protein-coupled receptor signaling pathway; detection of chemical stimulus involved in sensory perception of smell. Lineage: Eukaryota; Metazoa; Chordata; Actinopteri; Blenniiformes; Blenniidae.
AUGGCUAAUAACGGCUCACUGGGGGUUGGUCAACCCUUCCAAGCCAUGGAUGAGCAAAUUAUGGCAGUUCAGGUUCUGAUAGCUGUUUUCCUUUCCAUCAACAUUGUGCUGCUCACAACUUUUUUCAUGAAGGAAAUUUUUUACACCACCAUGCGCUACAUUUUUUUUGCCACCACAUUAAUGUCUGACUGUCUGAUCCUUGUUCUGACAGAUGCCAUGCUCUUACAGGUCUACUUCAAUUUGAAGAUUCCAGUGGGACUGUGCUGUUUUUUGACCAUUUUGUCAAUUUUGUACACGCUGGUCACUCCAUUCACUCUGACGGCGAUGAGCCUGGAGCGCUACGUGGCCAUCUGCAUGCCUCUGAGACACGCAGAGCUGUGCUCCCCACGCAGCACGUUGAACUGCAUCCUCAUCAUUCACGGCCUCAGCUCUCUUCCCUCCAUCAUCACGUUUGUUAUCGUCUUUGCAUCGGCCCCGCUGAGUUUUUACCAACAAAACACCGUCUGCAUUCUAAAAAUCUUUACUUUCCACAAAUGGAAAAAUGAACUCCUGGCAGCGAUAAAUCAGUUCUACUUUAUAAGCAUGUGCAUCACUGUUAUAUAUUGUUAUGUGCAGAUAAUGAAAGUAGCUAAAACUGCAUCAGGGGAGGAUAAGAAGUCGGUUUGGAAAGGCAUCAAGACUGUGGCCCUUCAUGCUUUCCAGCUGCUGCUCUGUCUCAUCCAGCUGUGGUGUCCAUUCAUAGAAAACGCUGUGUUUGAAAUUAACAGGAAAGCAUAUACAAUCAUCAGGUACUUUAAUUAUGUUGUGUUUUAUCUUGCUUCCAGAUGUCUGAGUCCUCUGGUGUACGGCCUCAGAGAUGAGAGCUUUUAUCUUGCACUAAAACAUUACGUAUACAACUGUAGCUUCAUUAACUUUCAUCAGAGGUGA